AGAGAUAUAAAAUUCGAUGCUUUUCCAUUUUCUUAUAGGUUUAGGAUUUCAUGUAAUGUAGCAAGAACCCUCUGGGAGUUUGGGUAAUUUAUGACCUUUUCGCAGGUACACUCUGGUGUUAAUCAUUCUUCAAUUCCCUACUACCCUUUUAUCUCUCGGUUUACCAGAUAUCGGCAAUUUCGCCCCGCCGACGUUGAAUAUCUCCGUCGCUGUCUCCGAUGAAGCUCUCGUUUUCUCUCUCUUCAAAGCCAUCUUCAACCCUCAGAAAUCGGCCGCCCCCGUCUUCCUCUCAAACCUUCUCCGGCGAAGAUCCCCACCGUAACUCCUCCAACUCCACCGUCAAAGAGUACGUCACCGAAUACGACCCUUCCAAAGCUCCGGCGAGUUCCACUAAAGAUACACUUAUAAUUCCCCCAAAACAGAACGAAUGGCGCCCUAUCAAACGGAUGAAAAAUCUCGAUCUCCCUCUCCAACCCGAUUCCUCCGCCGCCGAUCAACCGCUUCAAUUCGAAAUUGAUUCCGGAUGUUCUGUUGAACCGGCGGCGGAUGGAAUCAGUUACGGACUCAAUGUGCGCCAAUCUGAAAACCCUAACCCUAACCAGAACGUGAACGUGAAUACGAACACGAAGCAGAUGAUUGAUCCGAUGUUGCAUAAGUUUAAGGAGGAUUUGAAGAGGUUACCAGAGCACAAUGGGAUUGAUGAGUAUACUGAUAUGCCAGUGGAGGGAUAUGGAGCUGCUUUAUUGAAAGGUUAUGGUUGGGUUGAAGGUAGAGGGAUAGGUAGGAACGCGAAAGAGGAUGUUAAAGUUGUUGAGUAUAAAAGGUGGACAGCUAAAGAAGGGAUUGGGUUUAUACCUGAAGUGCCAAAACCUAGUAGUAAAGGUGAAGGAAGUGUUAACGUGGAUAAGAGUGAUUGUAAUAUGGGGAAGAAAGGGUUAUAUGUUGGGAAGGAAGUGAGGGUAGUGAGAGGAAAGGAAAUGGGGAUGAAAGGAAUAGUUUUGGAGGUGAAAAGCGGUGGGGAUUCGGUGGUUUUGAAGCUUGGGAGACGAGGCGAAGAGGUGAAACUUCAGGCACGGGAUGUGGCUGAAUUGGGUUCAGUGGAGGAAGAGAGGUGCUUGAGGAAGUUGUCAGAAUUGAAGAUUAGAGAAGAAAAGAGUAAUCUUGAUGGGGCUAGAAAACAUAGAGACGAAGCAACAACGGAGAGGAAAAAGGAAAGCAGAAGAAGUAGAGAUGAAAGGAGUGAUAAAGUAUCUUCUUGGCUUGCCAGUCAUAUUAGAGUUAGGAUUAUAAGUAAGGAUUUGAAAAGGGGAAGAUUGUAUCUAAAGAAAGGGGAAAUUAUGGAUGUGGUUGGGCCGACAAGUUGUGAUAUAUGUAUGGAUGAAACUAGGGAGUUGAUACAAGGUGUGGAUCAGGAAUUGCUUGAGACAGCUCUUCCAAAGCGUGGUGGUCCGGUUCUUGUUCUGUAUGGUAGGCACAAAGGUGUGUAUGGCCAAUUGGUUGAGAAGGAUAGUGAAAGUGAGACUGGAAUCGUCCGAGAUGGUGAUACAAAGGAGUUGCUCAAAGUGCGGCUUGAACAAAUUGCUGAGUACCUUGGAGAUCCGAGCUAUAUUGGUUAUUGAUCCCUGUCCUUGUGAGUGGAAUUUGGCAUUGACAUGAUGAGGAAUUAAUAUUCAAAUUAAAGAAAAUCCUGGAUCAUGAAGGUGCUGUGCAGGAAGUCACAUUUACUGGUGAAGGCUCUUGUGUUGCUUAUGCAUGUAUUUUAGCUCAUCUCGACUGUACAUUUCAUGGUUGCCUAAAUUUCUUCGAUAUAUGAGGGUUCUAAUUCAUGCUGCUGAAGUUUUGCAAUGAGAAGCAUUUUUAGAAGCCCCAAAUGUCUUUCACUAUCUUCAAUUGUUUCAGCUAACUUUGUUAUAUGAUGAUCGAAUUCCAAUCGUAAUUCAGUUUGUUGUAUUGAAAUCUAGUCAAAUCAGAGUUUGUAAUUUGGUAUCUCGUUGAUAAAGAUAAAAAGUUAAAUCAGUAAAGUUUUGUUUGAGAA
This is a messenger RNA of Capsicum annuum, 2035 nucleotides long. RefSeq names its product protein MOS2. The transcript is spliced from 2 exons. Gene Ontology annotation, molecular function: nucleic acid binding. The coding region runs from base 219 to 1619 and encodes 466 amino acids. Gene Ontology annotation, biological process: mRNA splicing, via spliceosome. The record is from RefSeq and is a predicted model, not a curated record. Gene Ontology annotation, cellular component: spliceosomal complex. Lineage: Eukaryota; Viridiplantae; Streptophyta; Magnoliopsida; Solanales; Solanaceae.